GAAGCAUGCCCUCCAACAUGAGGCUUCUCUCUCCAAAAAUUGCAGCGUUUGGGACCACGUGACCUCGCCAACACAGGAUGUCCCACGGAGAGAGAGCAGCGGUGACUCGAAGCGUGGAAACAGUCUGCUCACUGGUGCGGUGGGAUCCGGCUCAUGAGACAAAAAAAAGUUGGAGAAAAAGUUUGGAAGCGAUCAUAUAUGAACAAAUAAGAACAAAUUUCAGGCGCAAUCAGUGCGUAUAGAGCAUCUAUGGAGCGUAAAUUCUACAAUUAGACCCGUGGCGAUGCGUUUGUUUAUUUAACCCUGUGUUCAAUCAGAGUUAAAACAAACAAUCAGACAUUUAUCUCGCCGGUCUUUCGCUAUUGAUAAUGAAUCUACAAGACUACGAGGCUCCGCGCCGCGUCUGCUGAAGGAGAGGAGCCCGCGUCCGAGGAUACAAUGAAGCAGUGUGUCCUUGUCCGAGACAAUGCAGCGAGAUGCUACGAGGAGACGAUAUUUCCCACAAGAUCAGGGACGUUUUGCCCGACUGCACAGCGACAUCAACUAAAGACCGCAGCAAAAUGAGACGCAAAACACAACACAAAGUGGGUGUUGAUGUACGAACAGCUGAACAUUCCUGAGUUUUCAUAAUGAAACCUUAGCCUCUGCAUGCCAGGCUAUGACCAACACACUGACUAGACUGUAGACAUCCAGUUACAAAGCCAGGACUCAAGAAUGAAGAUCAAGUAUGCAAUCGUCUUCAUCUGUAUCGUGGCCCUGGUCAUCAUUGAAAAGGAAAGCAACAUCCUCUCAAGGGUCUCUGAUAAGCUGAUCCAGAGGCAGACUCCACAGCAGACCCCACAGACCCCUCUGGAUUACAGCAACACAACACAAAAGGGCUCCCUGAUGGCACUCAAAAUGCUGCUCUCGAAACUCUCUGGUCCAAAAGGGAAUUAUUCCAAUUUCUCAGAGGAGCAAGAGGAGGAAGAACUGGAUGAUUUAAGCUCGUACAGCUACAGCGGCGGCCGUAAGCACAUAUUACUGAUGGCCACCACUCGAACGGGCUCCUCGUUUGUGGGGGAAUUUUUCAACCAGCAUGGGGAGAAAAUGUUCUACCUGUUCGAGCCCUUGUGGCACGUCGAGCGCAUGCUGACCACGACCGCAAAGACAAACAAUGGGACAGUGUUGGCGGGACUCUACCGGGAUGUGCUCCAGGGGCUUUUCCUGUGUGAUUUCUCCUCACUUGAGAAGUUCAUCUCUCCCCCACCUCAGGACCACGUCACCCCGGCUCUUUUCCGCAGAGAGUCUAGUUUAUCUCUCUGUGAAGAAAACGUAUGUUCUCCUGUAAUCAAGGAUGUUUUUGAGAGGUAUCACUGUAAGACUCGUCGCUGUGGGCCACUCAACUUGACCCUUGCAUCUGAAUCCUGCCUUUCUAAACAACACCACGCUAUCAAAACUGUCCGUGUGCGUCAGCUGGACACACUGCAGCCUUUGGUGGAGGACCCUCGCCUGGACAUCAGAGUUAUCCAGCUAGUUCGUGAUCCAAGAGCGAUCUUAGCAUCACGCAUGGUGGCUUUCUCGACAAAAUAUCAGACUUGGAAGGCCUGGGCGCAGGACGGUCAGGUGCCUGAAGAUGACGAGGAGGUGAAGAGGCUCAAGGUAAACUGUGACCACCUUCGGAUGUCUGCAGAGGUGGGGCUGAGUCAGCCUCGCUGGCUGCGGCGUCGCUACAUGUUGGUGCGUUAUGAGGAUAUCGCCCGCUACCCCAUGCAGAAAGCAGAGGAGAUGUACAAGUUCACAGGGAUACCGUUUAGUUCCCAGGCUAGGGAGUGGAUUCUGAGGAACACCCAGACCACACAGGAAGCCAGCGGGAUCUACUCCACCCAGAAAAACUCAUCAGAGCAGGCAGAGAAAUGGAGAUUUAGCAUUCCCUUUACACUGGCUCAGGUUGUACAGAGAGUCUGUGGACCCACCAUGAAGCUGUUUGGGUACAGAUUUGUGGAUGAUGAAAAAACAUUGACCAAUAAGUCUAUCACUUUGCUUGAAGACAAACUGUUUUAUUAGUCAAGAGAUCAAAAAUUUUGCUGUGAAUCUGCAAUACACUGCAUGCGAUGGAUCCGAGCCAGGAGAAGCCAUUAUUGCACAAACCAAAACUCUUAAGCAGGAGUGCCAAGAAAGACACAGCAUGUUUUACUGGUGGCAGGAACAUUUGGGCCAUACAGUCAUGUUCACACUCGCCAAUGAUGUGCCUCAUUGUAACAAUGAAGAGCCAUUUGAUAAAGAGAAGUAUUUAUUUGAAAAACUGUGUUCACUGAGCAGCCUGGUAUUGAAGCUUUAUGUCAUGUUCUGUAUUUCAUUUAAAAUGAAACAGGCAUAGAUGUGAAGCCUGACUGUAAGAGAUUAUUAUGUUGGAUUAUAUUAGUAGUCGGCUGUGUUUGGAUUUUCAGGGAUAAGCUGUGAUGAAAGUGAUGUGUGUAUGUUGUGUUUGCGAGCAUGUGUUUGAAGGAAAAGUUUUCCUCUUUAUUAGUGCAUAAUAAUUAAUAUUCAUAUUUUGAUAGAGCUGCUUAAGAAUAUUGAACUGCUAGAGUCGUUUUAGAUUAGACCUGAUGUGCUUUGAUAGGAUUUAACAAAUCUGACUCAGGUAAAGUGAAUAUGGAGCUGCAUUUUGUGGUGUCUUUAUGAGGAGCAUUCAUACCUUUGAAACAGUUUACUGUGUGAAAGUACAGUUUCAUUUUUGGUAUUUUGAACCAAAUGCCAUUUAAAGCAACUCUCUUGUGAUGUAAUGAAUGUGGCACCAGAGUUUAAGGCUAAAAAAGGUCAAUUAAAAGGAAUAUAUAAUAUUUUAGGUUAUACAAAAUGAGAAAUGAGAUCACACUGUAAAAGAAAUAUUACAUACUUCAGGUGUGUCUUCAGAAUUCAAGUUUUGUUUUUCCUAUCAGUUAACCAGUAGCCUCAUUCAUUGUAAUGUAUUUCCCAGUAUUUUCCCACCUCUAAGUAGCCAGACAGUUUGGCAUCAUUUUGCAAAUCUGCUGCUCCUGUCGGCAGGCAGCUUAAACUGAAGCUGAUCUAUGUGUCAGACAAGUGUGUUUUUUGGACUCCAGUAUAAAACUUUGACGAGAAAUUUUUACUCACCUCAAAACUUAAAGUAACAGAAUCUCUAGGAAUAUUAAGACUUGCAAAAUCCGCCCUUUAAUGUUCUAAGUUGUGUGUUUUGCUGACAGCCAAUAUAUAUGUUGUAUGUAUGCAUAUAGCUUAUACCUUUAGGUGAAACCCAGGUGGUGCUGCAUCAACUGUCACUCUUGAUGGUAUAUAAAGGAAACCACUGUGACUCUAGUUCAAUGGCAGCAUUGUGUUCAGCUUGGCUGAGGCCCGACUGAAACGGCCAUGCUGCUCCUGGAAAGGGAUAUUCGUCAGAUGAUACAUAUAGCAGUGGGCUUAUACUACCUUCUCUUUAAAUGUUUAAAUAUAGAUACAUAUAUAAGGUAUUGAGCUGACUCACCACUUAAGCCAAAAGAAAUACUGUGAAAUACCAACUUUGUAGCGCAAACUAAGGUAAAGUCACAGUAACUAAUUUAAGUGAUUCAGAUUUUCACAGUGGCAAUAAUCUGUUUGGGAGCAAAGCAGGUUUGCAGUCAUUAUUCUAUAGAUGUUAUAUAUUUGACUUGUGCAACUUUCAUAGACAACUGAUGCUAUCGUCAGCUUACAUUCAUUGUUUUCCUUCUGGAAAAAAUAUUACAUCAGGAAAGCUGUUUUGAAGUUUUAAGUUCAAGUCCAGCUCAGGUUUUACCAAAGCAUCUGCCUCUCUCUUUCUGUGUUUUUAAUGUUCAAAUAUAGUCAUAACUAGCUAUCACUAUUUUCAAAAUUUUGCUGAAUGUGCUGUAUUUAGUCACAUUUUAGUGAAAAUACUGCACGAGCGGUUUGACUUUAGUGAUACCUUUUUGCGUUUUGAAAACUUGACGUGACAUUGAAGCUGGCUGUAAAUGUUAUUCUGUGUUGAAAUGUACUUUAAAAAGUUCUGAAACACCUUUAAGACCACGGAGGGUGACUGUUUGAUACGCGAUAUUUUAGGUAGAGUAUCAUAUUAAAUUGCUAAGUCAUUGAACCAGUGGGUUAUGGUAACAUGUCUUGUCAAAGUGUUGUCUUGUGUGACUUUUUGCCUUUGUUUAAUGGCUGUAGUUAUGUUAAACCCACAUUCUGGUUAUUCUUGCAGAGGAAAACAGUGGCUUAUAUGCAGAUUAUGCUGAUGCAACUGAAAAUAUAUCACAAAGAUGUAAAUGUUAUUUUCUUCUGUUGAAAUGAUCAUUAAAUUGAUUCCCCUGUUGCGAAAGUGUGCUUUGACGCUAUGAAUGCAUGAAUUGAAUGAAACUGAAUGAACGAAUGAAUGUAUUAAUGCUUCUAUCAAACAUAAAUAUUCAGAGGUUCAAGGAUCCAAAAAUAAACUAUCAAUUGUUUUCCAUUUUA
Messenger RNA from Amphiprion ocellaris (clown anemonefish), 4440 nucleotides. It is a transcript of the gene chst3a, whose product is annotated as carbohydrate (chondroitin 6) sulfotransferase 3a. Gene Ontology annotation, molecular function: N-acetylglucosamine 6-O-sulfotransferase activity; chondroitin 6-sulfotransferase activity. Gene Ontology annotation, biological process: carbohydrate metabolic process; N-acetylglucosamine metabolic process. Gene Ontology annotation, cellular component: Golgi membrane. Bases 715 to 2043 code for a protein of 442 amino acids. NCBI's taxonomy places the organism in Eukaryota, Metazoa, Chordata, Actinopteri, Pomacentridae. The record is from RefSeq and is a predicted model, not a curated record. The transcript has 5 exons.